Messenger RNA from Salvelinus namaycush (lake trout), 1313 nucleotides. RefSeq lists its product as uncharacterized. The transcript is spliced from 14 exons. The coding region runs from base 87 to 1313 and encodes 408 amino acids. The record is from RefSeq and is a predicted model, not a curated record. NCBI's taxonomy places the organism in Eukaryota, Metazoa, Chordata, Actinopteri, Salmoniformes, Salmonidae.
UCACUUUCUCUUGCUCUUAGAACAGAUCACUUCAAACCACAACUGCAAUACAGUCAACAGAAAAUAAUCCCAUAGCUGCAGGAUCCAUGUUGGAACGGAGAGCACACGAGAUGAAAUACUACACAGUUGAGACUGGCAAUACUUUGGAUUCUCAUAUUCAGUUUAUGAGACGACUCAACAACACCACAAGAUGUUUUACGGAAGUGAAGUCGCCAGUGGAGAGUGAUGUCAUCAUGGCUUUCUGUCCCAUCGUCUCCCGCGCCGGGACUGAUAUUGAAGCAGCACUGCAACAGAUUCAAACUGGUAAAGAUGUCCUUCUGGUAGUGCUGCAUCACACCUUCAACCCAGACUCCACUGUACCUGACAGCAGCAGACUAGUGACCAGAAGUGAUGUAAUACUCACAGUGGACUGUCUGUUCCAUGAGAGCCAGGGAGGACUCCUGAACUGUCCUCGCAAUGAUGCAGCAGUCAGCAGGGUUCUGAAGAGACUGAACAUACAGUCAAAGAUUGGAGCUGAAGAACAGAUCAGAAUCCCUGAGCAGGGUAACAGUCUGACCAGACAUCUUGCCAUUCUAGUUGUGAUUCAGAGCUGUGUAACGGUGUUGUGGCAGAAUUUGAGAUCCACGUUGGAACGGAGAGUGACACACAAGAUGAAGUACUACACAGUUGAGACUGGCAAUACUUUGGAUUCUCAUAUUCAGUUUAUGAGACGACUCAACAACACCACAAGAUGUUUUACGGAAGUGAAGUCGCCAGUGGAGAGUGAUGUCAUCAUGGCUUUCUGUCCCAUCGUCUCCCGCGCCGGGACUGAUAUUGAAGCAGCACUGCAACAGAUUCCAACUGGUAAAGAUGUAAUUCUGGUAGUGCUGCAUCACACCUUCAACCCAGACUACACUGUACCUGACAGCAGCAGACUAGUGACCAGAAGUCAUGUAAUACUCACAGUAGACUGUCUGUUCCAUGAGAGCCAGAGAGGACUAUUGAAGUGUCCUCACAAUGAUGCAGCAGUCAAACAGAUUAGGCAGAAGUUUGACAUGACCAGAAGUCGUGGCUUUCUAGCUAGGAUUCUAAACAUUGUCAUGACCAGAAGUCGUGGCUUUCUAGCUUGGAUUCGAAACAUUGUCAUGACCAGAAGUCGUGGCUUUCUAGCUUGGAUUCGAAACAUUGUCAUGCUCAGUCUUACCCGUGGUAGAGUUGGUUUUCUGGGCGACGGUCAGGAGCUCGUACCCGGGACGAGAUACGCAGCCAUGGUGUCCUCGAGCCUGGGGAUCCCCUGGGGUUGUCUGCCGUCCACUCUGGUGAAUGGGAUGUAA